This is a messenger RNA of Betta splendens (Siamese fighting fish), 2845 nucleotides long. It is a transcript of the gene has1, whose product is annotated as hyaluronan synthase 1. Gene Ontology annotation, molecular function: hyaluronan synthase activity. Bases 287 to 2017 code for a protein of 576 amino acids. NCBI's taxonomy places the organism in Eukaryota, Metazoa, Chordata, Actinopteri, Anabantiformes, Osphronemidae. Gene Ontology annotation, biological process: extracellular matrix assembly; hyaluronan biosynthetic process. The record is from RefSeq and is a predicted model, not a curated record. The transcript is spliced from 5 exons.
UGUAGGAGCCUACAUCACCAUGGUAAAAGAAAAAACACACACACACUGAAAGCAUCCGGAUUCCCUGCGCCCAGUGAUGUGCUCAUCCGAAGACCAUCGCCUUACUCCUGACGCACGGCUGAGUCAGCGGGGGCGCGCGCUUCAUAAUUCAGCAGACAUAAAACAGCGCACGCAUGGCUGUGUCCCGUCUUCAUGCUGGACGCGUUGUCUGCUGGACGAGAACUUCACAGAGUGGAUGUCUGCUAGAUUCAAAGCCAAGCGACGCCGUCACAGGUAGAGAAACACGAUGGGGCUAAAGCCUUUACUAAAGAAGCUGGGUUCAACCGUCCGCGCCGUCCUCACUUUCCUCUUUGCUCUGCUGGUUCUGGGCGUCAUGAUAUGGGCCUAUGUUGCCGGAUACCAGCUGGUGACCUCCGCGUAUGGAAUCAUCUCCUUUGGCUUCUAUGGAUUACUCCUCUCGCUCCAUGUGCUGGUCCAGAGCUUGUUUGCCUUCUUCGAGCACCAGCGAAUGAAAGCCCGCACACAGUCGUGCACCUUCACCAAAACUAUUGGCUUCACUAUUUCAGCCUACCAGGAGGACCCCGUCUACCUGAGAGAGUGCCUCAACUCCGUGAGGGCCCUCAAGUAUCCUCCUGAGCUGAUGCGCAUCAUCAUGGUCGUAGACGGAAACGCAGACAGCGACCGCUACAUGAUGGAGAUGUUCAAAGAGGUGUUUGCGGACCAGGAUCCCGGCUGUUAUGUUUGGAAGAACAACUAUCAUGCAUGGGACCCCACCCAGGUCCUGAAGGACGUGGAAGUGGCUGCAGCGGUCGGCUCAGAAGGGGAUGCGGCCUUUAUCGUAGGAGAGGAUCCACAGCGGAGAGAAGUGGAGCACCUCAUCCAGACCAAGAGGUGUGUGUGCAUCAUGCAGAAGUGGGGAGGCAAGCGGGAGGUGAUGUACACGGCCUUUAAAGCGCUUGGCUCCUCAGUGGACUACAUACAGGUGUGCGAUUCGGACACCAAGCUGGACCCCCUGGCCACCGUGGAGCUGUGCAAGGUGCUGGAGAGCAACCCCAGGUAUGGCGCCGUAGGAGGCGACGUGAUGAUCCUCAACCUGAAAGACUCGUACAUCAGCUUCAUGAGCAGCCUCCGGUACUGGAUGGCCUUCAACAUCGAGCGGGCCUGCCAGUCCUUCUUCAACUGCGUGUCCUGCAUAAGCGGGCCGUUGGGUCUGUACAGGAACGACCUGCUCCAGCAGUUCCUGGAGUCGUGGUACAACCAGUCGUUCCUGGGCACCCACUGCACAUUCGGUGACGACAGACAUCUCACCAACCGCAUGCUGAGCAUGGGCUACGGCACCAAAUACACGGCGCGCUCCAAAUGCUACACGGAGACGCCGGCACAGUUCCUGCGCUGGCUCAGCCAACAGACCCGCUGGACUAAGUCAUACUUCCGCGAGUGGCUCUACAACGCCAUGUGGUGGCACAAGCAUCACCUGUGGAUGACCUACGAGUCCAUAGUGUCAGGUAUCUUUCCCUUCUUCGUCACCGCCACCAUCAUCCAGCUGUUCUGGACGGGCACGCUGUGGGACAUCCUCUGGAUCCUGUGCUGCAUCCAGCUGAUCGGGCUGGUCAAGGCAGCCUACGCUUGUGUUCUGCGCAGGAGCAUGGUGAUGGUGUUCAUGUCGCUCUACUCCGCCCUGUACAUGACGAGCAUGCUGCCUGCUAAGUACUUUGCCAUCCUGACCAUGAACGUGAGCAGCUGGGGGACAUCGGGCAGGCGUAAAAUUGUGGGGAACUACAUGCCCCUCCUGCCCUUGUCUGUGUGGGCAGCCAUUUUGUUAAGUGGUCUAAUGUACACAAUUUACAGAGAAAGCCAAGAGGACUGGUCCACGGCAGAGAAGAAAAUGGAGGCCGAGUUUCUCAUAUUUGGCUGCGUGGUCUACGUUUUGUACUGGGUGCUCAUGAUGCUACUCUACAUGGUUUGGUUCCUGAGAAUAUGCAGGAAACGCUCUCAAAGUUACUCCCUGAGCGUUUAGGGCUGUUCAGUGGUGAACUCAUUUGGACUUGUUAAUUUAUUGGAAUUCAGCACUGUUUUAUUUUUCUGAUUUCAUUUAUUUAUUUAUUUUCUGGAGUUUCAACACCUGCUAAACAGAAGAAAUAUUGGUAACACAAUAGAUAUCGUCCAUAUUACCAAAGUAUUUUUAGCGGGUAACAAAUGUUUCAUUAAUAGGUGGACCAGUGUGUAAUUUGUAUGGACUUCUUGUUGCAUGUUUAAAUGAAACUACACUGAGGUCUUUUGGGCCAUUGCACUUUUCUUGUUGUUGCCAGACGAUGUUGGGAGGAAGUUCCUGCCUUCAUCAGACAUUUAUUUAUGGUCAUAGGUUUGUGUGUAUUUAUCAACUCUAUGCUUCACUGUGUCAGCUAAGUUUACUUCACUGUUGCUGUCGUUUUUGCACUGAAUUCUAGACUCUUCCUGCAGCGUGUCAGGUUUACUUGAAUAUAUGGACAACUCCAUUUGCAGUAUUGUGCAGUGAAAAGGCUUCCUGCUUCCUCUAUGAGAAGUCUGGAUAUUAUAUGAUCAUAAUGGUGGGACUGAUGAACAGACCUUUUAGAGUUACUUCUAAAACCGGAAAAGAGAACAGAUGUUUCAUUAUUAGUUGUUUACUGUAUUGACCUGUGAAGUGUGGGUGUACUUUAUGCAGAUUCAUUUUGAUCCAUUUGAAUUAUUACAUUGAAUUAUUUAAAAAAUGAUAUGAUAGUGAAUGGAACCCUUUUAUAUGUAUUAUCUAUGUUGUAAUUGCUGGAUAUUGCCGUGAACAAAACAAAGAAAAAAUAAAAUAAAAUAUUUUUCUAAUGUUCACAAU